AUGCCGGUGAUGAAGGGAUUACUGGCACCCCAGAACACCUUCCUCGACACCAUCGCCACCCGAUUUGACGGCACACAUAGUAACUUCAUCCUUGCAAAUGCUCAGGUGGCUAAGGGAUUCCCUAUUGUUUAUUGCUCAGAUGGCUUCUGUGAGCUUGCUGGAUUUGCACGAACCGAAGUCAUGCAGAAGUCAUGCAGCUGUAAAUUUUUACUUGGUGCUGAAACAAAUGAGCAGAUGAUUCUUCAGAUCGAGAAAUCUUUGGAGGAAAAGGUAGAAUUCAAAGGAGAAAUCAUGUUCUACAAGAAGAAUGGGUCUUCAUUCUGGUGCCUACUGGAUAUUGUUCCUAUAAAGAAUGAAAAAGGAGAUGUAGUGCUCUUUUUGGCCUCUUUCAAAGACAUAACAGACAUAAAAGUGAAGAUUGCUGCAGAAGACAAAAAGGAAGAGAAAUGGAAAGGAAGAGGAAGAGCAGGGUCACACUUCGAGUCAGCGCGAAGACGGAGUAGAGCAGUCCUGUAUCACAUAUCUGGGCAUCUGCAACGAAGAGAGAAGAACAAAUUAAAAAUCAAUAAUAAUGUUUUUGUAGAUAAACCAGCAUUUCCAGAGUACAAAGUUUCAGAUGCAAAAAAAUCCAAAUUCAUUCUGUUGCAUUUUAGCACUUUCAAAGCUGGCUGGGACUGGCUUAUUUUACUGGCAACGUUUUAUGUUGCUGUGACUGUACCUUACAACGUUUGCUUUAUUGGCCACGACGAGCUGUCUACCACUCGAAGCACAACUGUCAGUGACAUUGCAGUGGAAAUCCUUUUUAUCAUUGAUAUUAUUUUAAAUUUCCGAACAACAUAUGUCAGCAAGUCUGGCCAAGUUAUAUUUGAAGCAAGAUCCAUUUGUAUCCACUACGUGACUACUUGGUUCAUCAUUGAUUUAAUUGCUGCACUUCCUUUUGACCUUCUCUAUGCUUUCAAUGUCACUGUGGUUUCCCUUGUCCACCUUCUCAAGACAGUACGGUUGCUACGGCUCUUGCGCCUCCUGCAGAAGCUGGAUCGCUACUCACAGCACAGCACAAUUGUUCUCACGCUUCUCAUGUCCAUGUUUGCCUUGCUUGCUCACUGGAUGGCCUGCAUUUGGUAUGUUAUAGGGAAAAGGGAGAUGGAACAGAAUAACCCCCUUACCUGGGACAUAGGCUGGCUUCAUGAGCUAGGGAAACGAAUUGAGUCUCCUUACUAUGAGAAUAAUACCCUAGGAGGUCCAUCAAUCAGAAGUGCCUAUAUAGCUGCCCUGUAUUUCACCCUCAGCAGCCUCACCAGCGUUGGAUUUGGAAAUGUUUCAGCCAAUACUGAUGCUGAAAAGAUCUUCUCCAUUUGCACAAUGCUGAUUGGGGCUCUGAUGCAUGCCUUGGUGUUUGGCAAUGUGACUGCCAUCAUUCAGAGGAUGUACUCCAGAUGGUCCCUUUAUCACACAAGAACCAAGGAUUUGAAGGACUUUAUACGGGUCCAUCACCUGCCCCAGCAGCUAAAGCAAAGGAUGCUUGAAUAUUUCCAAACCACGUGGUCUGUCAAUAAUGGAAUUGAUUCCAAUGAGCUUUUAAAAGACUUCCCAGAUGAGCUGCGUUCAGACAUCACCAUGCACUUGAACAAGGAGAUUUUGCAGCUCUCCCUUUUUGAGUGUGCCAGCCGUGGUUGCCUCAGGUCUCUGUCUCUGCAUAUUAAAACCUCCUUCUGUGCUCCUGGGGAAUACCUCCUCCGUCAGGGAGAUGCCCUGCAAGCAAUCUACUUUGUGUGCUCAGGUUCCAUGGAAGUCCUGAAGGACAGCACGGUGCUGGCGAUUCUUGGUAAAGGAGAUUUAAUUGGAGCAAACCUAUCCAUUAGGGAUCAAGUCAUUAAAACAAAUGCAGAUGUUAAAGCUCUGACGUACUGUGACCUCCAAUGCAUUAUCCUGAAAGGCCUCUUUGAAGUGCUUGACCUCUACCCAGAGUAUGCUCACAAGUUUGUUGAAGACAUCCAGCAUGACCUCACCUACAACCUGAGAGAAGGCCACGAAAGUGAUGUAAUAUCAAAACUAUCAAGCAAGUCAACGAUAUCUCAGGCAGAGCUCAAGGGAAAUGGAAAUAUAAAGAAAAGACUCCCUUCAAUUGUGGAAGAUGAAGAUGAGGAUGAGGUUGAGGAGGGAGAAGAAGAGAGCAGCACUCUUUCACCGAUUCACACAAGAAGCACAAAUUGCUCUCAGCAGAAGAAGGGUGGAAGCAAUAAAAGCCAGCUAGGGAGAAACUUGAAGCAGCUGGCCUCAGGAACAGUGCCCUUUCAUUCACCCAUCCGUGCUUGCAGUUCAAACCCCUUAAGAACCAAACAUGAAACAGAGCUCCAUUACUACUCCAGGAGGAAGGAGAAAAACCUUAAAUUGCACCUUUCAGCGCUGACCACCAGUGGUCCACCUGACCUGAGCCCAAGAAUUGUUGAUGGGAUUGAAGAUGGCAACCAUAAUGAGGAAAACCAAACCUUUGACUUCAGUGCUGAGCAGCUCAGGCAGGAAUCCAGGUUAUCUCCUACAAUUGGGGAGUCAGAAAUUGGUGCUGCUGUGCUUGUUAUCAAAGCAGAAGAGACCAAACAGCAGAUCAGCAGGCUUAAUAAUGAGGUGACAACUUUAGCUCAAGAAGUUUCACAGCUAAGUAAGGAGAUGAAGAAUGUGAUGCACCUGCUGGAGAACCUGCUUACAUCCCCAAAGCCUCCAGAGGGCUGUGCCGUGCAUGGCACGUCUCAAAGUCCUACCCUGGGCAGUCUGCAGCCUCGACUGGCUUGGACUACAGCUCAGCCCUGCACACACAAGCAAGCUGGGAGCUUCCCUUGCACCAAAGCACAAUUUUGCCGCAGCAGCACCUUCUGUGACGUUUGGGCCACAGAUCCGACCUCUGUCGGCAGCAGCCCCCAAAGAACUGAACUGAACGCGAAAAAUUCUGUGGACAGUGAAUUUUAUUACACACCAGGCCUCCACAACUCCCCUUCCCAGUAUCAGGUAAUUCAGAAAGACAAUUUCCAGUUUUUAGGAUGCACCUCUCCCCAUUCAGACACUACUUUAACUCCUCUUCAGUCUAUUUCAGCAACUCUUUCUUCUUCAGUGUGCUCUUCAUCAGAGACAUCACUACAUCUCGUGCUCCCCAGCAGAUCUGAGGAAGGUAGCACUAGCCAAGGGGCAAUCAGCUCACUAAGCCUUGAGAACUUGCCAGGACCAUGGGACCUGGAAGGAACAGCCGCAGCAGCUUCUGCACAGACCCCAGAUUUCCCGAUAGACAUUGUGACAAGCACAAGGGAUGUCAAGGAUAAAGAUUACCAAGCCAUAGAUGUAUAA
Molecule: messenger RNA, 3336 nt
Organism: Indicator indicator
Lineage: Eukaryota; Metazoa; Chordata; Aves; Piciformes; Indicatoridae
Gene: KCNH8
Product: potassium voltage-gated channel subfamily H member 8
Exons: 16
Coding region: 1-3336 (1111 amino acids)
Biological process (GO): regulation of membrane potential; potassium ion transmembrane transport
Cellular component (GO): membrane
Molecular function (GO): voltage-gated potassium channel activity
Source: RefSeq, a predicted model, not a curated record